AUGCUCGGAAUUGACUACGCGAGUAGCGACGAGGAGGAGGUCGUACCGGCGACGAAGCCAGAGUUGACCAACUUCCCUUCAGUUGUUACGCUUCCGCCAGAACCUCUCUCCAAGCCUGCUCCUCUCGAACAACCUCGAAUCCCUUUGGGUCCAGUCAAUGGCCCAUCCCAAGUUCCAACCGUGACGCCACCUCCCACAGAGGAGCAGUCGACCGAUGGUGCUCUCCCAGGUUCACCAUAUGCAUCGAACCGAGCUCUAGUUCAAAACCUCACACUGCCAACCGUACCCAACUUCGAUAUACCACCAUCACCGCCCGGUUCGCCGUCUCAGAGAGCAACAAAGAAAUUUGCACAGUUUCUGGACUUGAAGAAGAAGGGUCAGCAUUUCAAUCAGCGGUUGGAGGGUUCCUCAGUGCUGCGAGAUCCCGGCCACUUGCAGAGGCUACUGGAAUUUGCGCGCAUUAGCGAAGAAGACUCGUAUACGUCGACAUUGUCCGAGGAUGUCGCAGUGCCAGCGGUGUUUCCAGAGUGGGCGUAUGUGGAGGAGUUGAGGGCUUCGCAGAAGCGGAUCGCAAAGGCAAAGGAGGUCGAAAGGUUGAAAGCGCCACGAGAGACAAUUGACUUUGUAUCGUCAACAAGGUCUGGCACAUCUAGUCGAACAGGCUCACCUUCAGGGAAAGCGUCACGACCGAGUGCUCCCGAGAAAGGCAUGGCCGAUCUAGACAAAGAGCAGACUCGACGAUCGUCGUCCCAGAAUCUGAGCAAACGGAAAGGGCUUGAGCACAGAGGCAGGGAGAACCCAAGUUCAGGAGGCGGACCGAGAAGUGGAUCAAGAUCUCCCAAGAGGAGGCGGUCAAGGUCGACAGACAGGAGAAGGUAA
Messenger RNA from Cucurbitaria berberidis CBS 394.84, 879 nucleotides. RefSeq lists its product as uncharacterized. NCBI's taxonomy places the organism in Eukaryota, Fungi, Ascomycota, Dothideomycetes, Pleosporales, Cucurbitariaceae. The transcript has 2 exons. Gene Ontology annotation, biological process: regulation of DNA-templated transcription. Gene Ontology annotation, cellular component: nucleus. The record is from RefSeq and is a predicted model, not a curated record. Bases 1 to 879 code for a protein of 292 amino acids.